This is a messenger RNA of Zerene cesonia (dogface butterfly), 1862 nucleotides long. RefSeq lists its product as uncharacterized. The transcript is spliced from 2 exons. The record is from RefSeq and is a predicted model, not a curated record. NCBI's taxonomy places the organism in Eukaryota, Metazoa, Arthropoda, Insecta, Lepidoptera, Pieridae. The coding region runs from base 219 to 815 and encodes 198 amino acids.
CAAAAUAGUAACACUCGCCCCCGUCUAUACAGGCAACAAAACAAGCUUCUGCAUCUGCAAUCUGCUAAAAAAUAAAACAUCUAUCCAUAGUGAUUGCAUACCUAGUGUAUUGGUAAAAAGUGUUUUCGUUUGAUCUUAGUGAUAUGUUGUCUCUAUAAAAAUAAUGCUAGUAAUUUAAAUAAAAGUUUCAUCGGGAUAAUUUGAUUUGUGUACUAAAAAUGGCGACAGUAUUUGAUAGCCCUUUUAUUCGACAACGUUUACAUCGGUUACGGCAUCGUGAUUUCGAUUUAGAUGAAGAUCAACGAUUUGGUAGAUGUGACUGCACCAGCUAUUCCUAUUUCGUUCUUUCGAUGGUUUUAUUUUCAGUGGGAACAGUUAUAACUGUCCUUGCUCUUGGUGAUGCCGAUGGCUAUAUUUUAAGCAAUUUAGGACACAUGUGGCUCGUUGGACCUAUAUUUAUUUGUUCAGGAAUGAUGGUUGCUGUAAAAAGCAUGUUAUAUUUGCGAAGAAAGAGUGUAAUUCAGAUGCUGCUUCAUCAGCGUGCAAUAAUAAGAGACAUGGCAACUGUACAAGCAGAGCAGGCUUAUAGUGGACAAGUGCCUCGUACAGCUUCAAGUGCGACCUUGCCACCUUCAUAUGAUGCAUUGAUAGGUAAUGCUGCCACAAGCAAACCCUCAUGCUCAGAACUUCCACCCCCUACUUAUGACGAAGCUAUGUAUCUUAUAGAUGAUGAAAAAUACCAUAUUGAUAAAAAUAUAGUUGUAAAGCAAGAAACUAGCAAUCAAACAAAUUCUAUUGAUGAUAGUAAGCCUUGAAAAGUAUAAGAAGUUGUCUUAGGAAACACUUAAUUUUUUUCUUUGUACUUAUGUUUUUAAAGAUAGUCAACCUCGUUGAUGGUAUUCUCUGAUGUGCCUAAAAUAUAUAUUGUUGGCAUUUGUUAUGAUGUUAUAUUUCUAACAUUGUGAAUUAGAGUAAGAUACAAUAUGAACUUAUUUACAUGAAUUUAAAAUCAAUAAUGGUUUGUAAGAUACUGUGCCUAAUAUUAUGCGUAAGUUAUUAUUAUUACUAACUAUUUUACUUAAUUUUGCUUUACAUAAGUAUAGUAUUAUCAAUUAUUAUAGAUACUUAAAAACUUGUUAAUGAAUUUUUAAAAGUGAUUAUUGGCUUGCAUCUGUGAUUAAAAUGCCUAAAGUUUAAUAUACAGAACACUAUUGUUAUGAGCAGUUGACUUGUAAUGAUAAUAAUUAGGUAUAUAUAGUGGUGUGCUAAUAAGAGAUUCUAAUAUCAAGUUUAGUAUAUAUUUAUAAUAAACUUGAUCAGGCAGUAGAAGAAUGUGGACAUGAAAUUUAAGCAACAGUGAUUUAAAUAAAUAUUCAUACCAAUUGCACUAAAAAUUAUGUCGUGUUUUUAAAUGUAAAACAUACAUUAUUUAUUUUUAUUAUCUCGAAUACUAUUUUCAGUGUCAGACUUUUUCAUAAAUAUUAGUUAUUUAAGUUUUAAAUGUAUUUAAAUCUUUGUCUUCAAAUAUUGUUAUAUUGUUUUUGCAACAUCCUUGUUCUUCCUACUUUUUCUUGGUUCCUAUUUAUAAUUAUAAUUGUUAAAUGCAACAAAAUUGUAAUAAGAAGUUUGAUAGAGUUGAUACACUAAAGCAUUUUUGUUAUAUUCUGCUGAUAAUGUAGUAAAAACAUUGGCAAUUAUUGAUAAGAGGUUAUUUAUCAACUUAAAUGUUGUGAAGACUGACGCAUUUACAUUGUUGAAAAUUUAUUACAAGAACGUUAUAAUAAUUAAUAUUGUAAAUAGAAUAAUGUUGAUCUGAUUGGUGUGACUUCAAUGGAAUGAAGAAUACAUCUAUAUUUAUAAAA